AGCCAUUUGAAAAUUAUUCUCGCGACAGUCAUCAAUUCACUACCAAAGUUUUCACAAAAUUGUUUCAAAAUGGCUAUUCAAACAUCACUUUCGUUGGUCAUUUCAAUGCUCUCGGCUAUUUUAAUUUUUUCUUCGAUGCAAUUUUGUAAACAACUUUUCUUGUCAUCUCAAAUGUUGACGAUUUUUGCCGGUAUCGUAGGGUCCUGGUUCUUUAUCAUGCUUUUAACAACUAUAUCGAAUUUAGAAGCAGUCGUUCUUGGAAAAGGAUUCCAGGCACGUUGGCCAGAAGUUAUUAUAAGUUUACUGUCUGCUUGUUUCGCUUGUUCCACAAUCCACCGUGUAAGCGUAACAACAUGUCUACUCACAUCAUUGAUAGGACUCUACUACAUAAAUAGGAUCUCACAAAAUUUCCAUUCCACACCAGUAACAGUUGACACUGGAAUAUCAAAAAAGAAGAAGAAAUAAUCUCUUAAUUGUCAUCGAAUAAAGUGUUCUAUUCACUUCUAAUUGCUGAAAAAAUAAGUAGUGAUUAAUAUAUGUAAAACAACAUUCUUUAUUAAUUAUACUUCAAUUAAAUUAAUCUGAUAAAUCUUCGGAAGAUUCAUUAUCAUAAUAAUCAAUAUUCUUCUUCUUUUCUUUUCUUGUGUUUCGCUUUUUUCCACCGGCUUUUUGUUGCGGAACUUCAACUUCCUCUUGAUCUUCUACUAUUUCCUCUUCAACUUUUGUUUCUACUUCCUCUUCCUGUUCCUUUUCUGGUUCUUGCUGUUUAGAAUCGUUUUCUUCCUUUUGCUUUUUCACCAACUCUACAAGAUAUUUGUAUCGUAAUUGACAUUCUUCUCUUGUUUUUCCUGGCACAGCAGCAGCAAUUUUCGACCAUCUGUCUUCAUUUCCUCGUUUAGGAUAUUUUUGUAUGGCAUUCUCAAGAGCUUUUUGCUGCUGUUGUGUCCAACCUUUCUCAGCUGAAGAACUGACAUCGGUUGAUCGAGUUUUAAUUUUCUUCGUAAUUUCUUUGUUAAUAUUUUCCACCAACUUUUCAGUGUCACCAGGGGAUUGAUAAACAUUGUCUUUCAGUUUAUAUGCCAUGAAAGUAACUUCACUGACAUUUCUACCCAUUGUCUCAGCAAUGAUUUCCCAUCGAUCAACAGUCCCACCUGGAUAUUUCUUUGUAAGUCUCGUUAGUUCCACCAAAUCAUCGUCAGUCCAUAAUCCGCCAGAAAUCGGAACUUUCACUUUAAUUUCUUCGUUGCCUUUAUGUUUAAUGAUUGUUGCAGAAUAAGCAGCCAACUCUUCAUCAGUUCGUUCCAUAAGUUUCGAACGCUGUUCCUUUCGACGUCUCAAGCCUUCUUUUCGUUCUUCUUUCUGCUGUUGUCUUUCUUCUUCCAAUUUUUUCAUUAAUUCUUCUUCUUCCUUUUCCUUUCGUUUCCUUUCUAACUCU
This is a messenger RNA of Clunio marinus, 1435 nucleotides long. The record is from the annotation of a GenBank genome assembly. NCBI's taxonomy places the organism in Eukaryota, Metazoa, Arthropoda, Insecta, Diptera, Chironomidae.